GAUUCUUACCCGAAAUGCGGUCAAGAGUGGAAUGAAGAUGAUUCCUCUGAUCUGGUGAACCAUUUUGGCAAAAGCCUGGAAAAAGUCGGACUAUUAGAUAAGGGGCAGAUGGCGGAAGUCUUGGAGCGCGCUAAAUGGGCUGGCUUUACCCGAUGGCAUAUGCUGACUGCCCUCGAUGGGUCGUGUUUCUCGUCAACGUAUCGAACCGAUUGCUAUAUCUCGUUUGGUGUCACGGUCAAAUUCGAGGUGAGCACUCUCUCCCUAGGCACUCAUAGGUGCUGGCAGCUGACGUAUCAGGAACACGAUGCGGCGAUGAACCCUUUCACUUUGGAUAGGAAGUAUCUUUCAGCUAUAAGUCACUCUAUAUAG
Molecule: messenger RNA, 369 nt
Organism: Penicillium hordei
Lineage: Eukaryota; Fungi; Ascomycota; Eurotiomycetes; Eurotiales; Aspergillaceae
Exons: 2
Source: RefSeq, a predicted model, not a curated record